GUAUCCUACCAUCUCACAUGAGUCACAUGUGCUUCGUCUGCGAAAACAAGUUUGGCCUUAUAUUCUUGAUAUUUGAAAGAUAUCUGAUCAGCCAUGACAUCAUUAGCCCAGCAGCUUCAGAGGUUGGCAGUACCUGAAGCUAGAGCCGCAGCUGCUGCUCAGAGGAAAGACAGAAGAUCAUUGCUUUUUGAUCCUGCUGAGGCUGGUGGACUAGACAAAGAUACCUUCUAUGCCAUUGGUGUCAAUGGUUUACAAGAACUCCAGGGCAUCGAUCCUCGUUUCCAAGAUUUUGAGAGUCUCCUAUUCGAUGAGGCAUCCAAGUCAUUGGAACGUUCCAUUGAGAGUAGGGAGAUGAAUGAUAAACUUGACAAGAAGAUUGGUCGAUUUUUGCUGAAUGUCUCUCCCUACUUCCUACUGAAACCAGCUCAAAAGGCUAUAGAAUGGCUAGUUUACAGAUUUCACAUCCAUGAUUAUAAUACUGAUGAGCUGAUGAUGUGCGUCCUACCCUACCACGAGACCAAGAUCUUCGUUAGAGCUGUUCAGCUUCUCAGCCUCAAGAAUAAGAAAAGCAGGUGGAAUUGGUUGGAACCUAUUCAGAAACCAGGUGUGAGUCUCUCAAGGCUCUCUCUUGUCACCCACUGCAUUUCUGAUAGAGGAUUUCUCCAUUUCAUCUGUGAACUCCCUCUUCUUGCUAUCAAGGCUCACAAGAAGAUGGUUCUUUCUGGAGGUUCUUCUCAGCAAACCUCCAACGCCCCUCUGCGUGUCAUGUUCUCCUUCUACGCCGCCACAGUCGUCUCAGCCAUCUCAACUCCUGGAGCGGUCAAGGAAGCUUUCUUGGCGUCUAUCUUGCCGUUCCUCCUCCGAGGUCUGAAGCUGGACUAUCAUGAUUAUAAUGGGGCUACCUAUAUGAUCAUCUGUCAGCUUGGUGUGUCUGCUACUCUGAAAGUCACCCUCCUGGAACCACUCAUGGAGGCCAUGUGCCAGCAUGUGAGCCCUGAGAUGAUCCAACAGAUGUUAGGUUGCUUAGCUGUGCUAUGUAGAACACAGAACCUUAAACAGCUUCCAGGAAAAGUGAUGUUCCAAAUCUGUGCCUUGCCCAAGUUCUUGAUCUCCCUGGCCCAGCUCUCCAAGUCACACAACAUCACCCCUCUCCUCUCUGCCCUGCUCCCCCAGCUGACUACCACAGCUAUCGAUGCAGAAAUCAGUGAGGAAGAUCAAUUUCCAGAGGGGUGCGAAGAACUGGAUCUACUUGCCUCCUUGACUGGGAUACUGAAAGAGAUCCACAUAGAGAGUCAGAUUGCUGUCAAUAUUGCAAGGUGUCUUCUCCAUGGGUAUGUUUCUGCAUGUACCAAUGGUCUGGAUGAUGACAAUAGGAGAGAGCUGAGAGAGAAAAUUGCCCCAGUAGUCCAAAGCUUAGAAAGAAGGUUUCCUGAAGCAAUGGAUUUGAUUCUUGAGUCUUAUCUGGCAGAGGGUGACAAUGAUGAUAAGCAGACGUACGUCCAAGAUUUUGUCUCCAUGUACUCGGGUGGCAUGAAACAUCAGCUUCUACCUGAAUCUAACACCAGUCUUGUAUUGAGUCUGAACCAUGCAAAUCCUGAUGUGAGGAGAAUGGCUGUUAAUCACAUCCAGAAUAUCAUUCAACAGGGAGGAGAAUUAGAUUCAUUUUUCCAGGAGAGCCUUCUUCAAAGACUACAGGAUGAUUCUGCGUCCGUUGUAGCAGCUGUUCUGCAAAUUGGUGAGAGCCUUUGUGAGUUGGUUCCAGUGGAUCCAAUGUUUGCUGCACUCCAGAAACUCCUCAUCAAGAAGAAGAAGAGACAUGGAAAUGAUUGGGCCAACAUGGUUCAAGGAGCCAUCAAAAUCAUCACCAGUCAAUCAUUCGUCUCCAAGGCCCCUCAUCUGGUAAAUGAUGCAGUUGCCAUGACGAUACCGUACAUCUUCAUUGCUGCCCAAGCAAACUCGGGUUUAGAUUCUGGGGUGAGAAUUGACAUAGCUGGAUCACACUUGGUCAGUAGUCAUCUGAUGAUGAAAGGCUUGAAAGCUGUCUUGUCUUCCAAGAAGAAAGUGAAUGAAAGUCUCAUCACAAUCAAGAUUCUUGAUCUGUUUGGUAAGAACAUGGCUGCCAUGAAGCAAGAAGAAGUAGACAAGAUGGUUUCAUCUUUGCUGUCCCACCUGGAAGCUACUUCCAAGCCUGAGGCCUUCAGACUAAUCAUAACGACUGUCUUCUUACGAACACUGCAACAUGUCCAUGGUGGUGAAUCCAAGCUCUACAUGGCUCACAAACUUCUUGCAGUGCUGGAAGUCGAUGCCAUGAAAACAUGUCAGAAGAGUGUUGAACUCAUCAAGUUGGAGCAGGGGGAAGGUUCUGAAGAGCAAGAUGGCCCCCUCCAGCCAACAGGUGUUCCAUCUACUGUGCUCCCUCCCCAGCUACACACUCACCUGUCAGCCCUGCUUACAGUGAGGAGGAAGCACCGCGUUGCUGGCACGGUGUAUCUCUAUUCAUCUCAGGUACAAGUCUUGCUGUGGGCACUGGAGAGCAUGGUGCUCUCUCUUGCACCGUCGGUGUCAUCUCUUGCACCCGAUUCGAAAUGGUGGUUGCCUGGAACAAAGGAAGGUCCUAUUGGAGGUCAGUAUGUGACCUUUGUACUUCAGCUUGUUGACAUGUUGACCCAAGGGUCAUCUGAAUGUCAUUUGAAAGACGGAACCAAACAGGGAUUUAGGGAUAUUGUACACAGUGUCAUUAAGAAUCUAUUCAGUGAUUCCACAAGCUUCUUGAAGCUACUCAGUAUUGGAUGGAUUGGUCAUGUGAUACCCUCUCAGCCAAUGGGAUUCAAGCCUUCACCGAUGUUUCAAGUCAGGUGUCUGGGUAUGGGGUCAGCCAUCUUUGAUUCCAUGGAGCAAAAUGAACUCAAUUCUUUGUUGGAGAAAGAUAGUUUUGUCCUUCCCUGUCUCCUGAUGGCGUUGUCCAGUCACCUUGAACCAGUCAGAUCUGUGACAAUCAGAUGUCUACAGACAAUACAUGAUGGUUGUCAAAGUGACAGCGUUACUUCGUACCAUUGGCUUAUCCAGAGAUUGCUCAAGAAGAAAGAACCUCUUGAAAUAGAUUCAAGAUACAUUAAACAGGCACUUGGAAACUCUCUCAUGAAAGCCAACAAGGUACCAGUCGUCACAUUCCCAAAGCAGGAGAAAACUACACCCGAUGUGAAAGGAGCUUCUUCCGUACAGGCAAAGCAAUGCUUGGAAUGGAUCUUAGACUAUAUCAGGCAAGAGGGCAUUCCACAUCUUGCACAGAGGGCUCUCUUGCAGCUCCUUGAUGAGGUGGAUUCAGAAACUGUCCUGUCAUCGCUUCUUGGUCUGCUACAAGAGCUUCUAGUUCAGGCCUUUGUUGAAGAGGGCUCCCUCAGUGUUGAUCAGACUCACAGUUUGCAGUGUAUCGUGAGUCACAUGACCCCUGUGACGGCCCACCUGAUGUCUGAUCAGAAGAGUCUUGACCUUCUACUGGAGGUGCUGAGUCGAGAGAAGCUGGUCUGCGUAGGGCUGGCUUCUCCAUCAGAGAUGGCUCUAAAACAGAUUACCGGAGCAUUCUUUGAGGCACUUCCUUCCGCUACCACCCAGCAGGCGGUACUAGCUAGACUGAUCGACCUGCAAGUUGACACAAACAGUUCAUCUACAGCCAAUCAUCUGGCAAAGGUCAUCAAGAAGCUGCCACUGAACGGAACACAGGUUGUGAAAGAGCUUAGUCAGAUCACUGCUGGUCAGAAACCUAAGACUGUCAAAGAUGCAAGAAGAGUAAGGCAAAAGGCAAAGUCCUCCAGCAGCGAUGAUGCAUCGCAGACGGCGUCAAGCGAGGGCCGGAAGUGGCAGAGGGUGAUGACGAUCUUGGAGAAUCUACAACAGAGGAAACUGGGAAAGAUGGAAGGCAGGCAUACCAUUGUACCUGCUCUCUUCAACAUCCUCAAUCUGUGUCUAGAUCUACCAGCCACUGAUCAGGGAUCAACUGAAUACAUCAAGCAACUUCUUCUCACCACCAUUCUCAAUAUCUGUGAUCAUCUUGGUGAUACAGAUGGAGAAGAAACAGGUCCACUGAUAACAGAAGAGCAAUUCAGCGUUGAGUUGGUGGUGCAAUGUAUUCGCACCUCAGACAAUCCCCAAACACACAACCAUGCUUUGCUUCUACUGGCUACAGCUGCUAAGCUAUUCCCUGAGCAUGUAUUGCAUAACAUCAUGGCAAUCUUUACGUUCAUGGGAGCGAGUCUUCUUCGUCAGGACGACAGUCAUAGCUUUCAGAUCAUCCACAAGACUGUCCAGACUGUUAUACCUGCUCUAGUCAAGGCAAGCAAGGACCAGUCUCUUCCAUCGUCCUUGGCAGGCAACCUAGAGGAUGUUGUUACCAUGGUGAUGCAGACGUUUGUUGAUGCCUUCCCUCACAUCCCGGAGCAUCGUCGUCUGCCUCUCUUCACCCACCUGGUUCAGUCUGUGGGUGGGGCAGAGUAUCUGUGGAGGGUUAUCUUGUUGCUGAUUGGAGGAUAUGCUACCAAGGGAGCUACGGCUAUGCUUCCUGAAGAGACAGAAACUAAGGGUCCGGGAAGGAAUCUAGAGUUCUGGCUGACGCUGUGUCAUCAUUUUGAUCCUGAAAUCCAAGUGGUCAGUUUGACUAAGAUGCUGGCUUACCUCUCAACUCUCAAAGGAAAGAAAGAAGAUAUCCCCAAGACACCAUCUCGCUCUACCAGGUCAACACGUUCAACAGGGUUGACCUCGGGGUCAAAGGUCGCACCACAAGACCUGAUCUUUGAUCAAGAGUCUCAUAGUCCAAGGCAGCUGAGGCAUUUCAAAUUCACAUCAGUGGGAUUCUUAUCUCAGCUUCUUACAAGUGAUCCAUUUAUUUCACAGCUUGUGAAUCUAUCUGAGGAGAAAUCAGCAGCCAUGCAGGCACUUUAUCAAAAGCUUCUUGAGCAGACUCUGUGUUACAUCACUCAUGUAGCCCACUGUAUUCAAGAUAACAAGGAUCCGAACACUGCUAAGUUCUGGAGAGCUCUUCUUCACAAGGCUUAUGAUGUUUUAGACAAGGUUAACUACCUGCUACCUGCCAAGGUGUUUAUUGGUGUAGUAUCAGGUCUGAUCUCGAACCGUCUCCCGACCGUCAGGAGGAAAGCUAUGGAGCUUCUUAAUAACAAACUCAUUCAAAACAAGGAUGGCUUCGAGGAGGAAGAGACUGCUAUGCUACUAGCUAUGCUUGAUACGUUGAUUGUCAUCGCGAAGUCAUCUCGUGAGAACCAGGCUGAAAUGGAUGAGCUAGACAUCAAUCGCCAGACUGCCCUCUAUAGUCUCAAGUUACUCUGCAAACUGUUCGGCGGUGAACAUCGAAAGCAGUUCACCAAGGUGAUGGAGGUCGCACUUGAUGUUGUCAUGGAGACACAAAUCAAUAACCAGGUGUUAGCUAGUGGUUUACUAUGCUUAGCUGAAGCAGUUAGUAGUAUCAAAGCCCAUGCUAUACCCUACCUCAGUCGAUUCAUGCCUCCUCUACUGGAUACACUGACAAGCAAGACUCAUGUAACAAGUUCUGACCUCCACCUUCUGAGUACAGUGACAGCCAUACAGAAGAUCUUGGAGACUCUCCCUCACUUUCUCAGUCCUUAUCUUGGUCAGCUGCUUCAACAGGUGUGUCGUUUGUCCGGUUAUCGGCAAGAUGAAGAGAAGUCUCAGCUGACGCUACGUUUGAAGGCAUGUCGUCACCAGCUCUCCACAGCGCUACCCCCAAGAGUACUCAUCCCUGCAGUCAGUGAAUGCUACAAAAUCAGUGUGACAGAUAGUCAGUCUAGCAUCGGUCCUUUGAUGUCCAUCUUGAGUGACCAUCUUGACCAACUACCCAAAGAAGAUCUCUUGAGCCAUCAUCAUGCUACGGUCAGCCUCUUCCUACAAGCUUUGGAGUAUCGGUCAACCCACGCAGAGAGUUCUCUUGAUGAGGUAUCAAGUAUUGAAGGUCAUGUGAUAGAUGCUAUGAAUACCAUGGUGAUGAAGCUCUCUGAGGCUACAUUCAGACCAAUGUUUCUCAAGGUGUAUGAAUGGGCGACUCGAGGCAGCAACCCAGAGAGGCUCCUCACCUUCUAUCGCCUUGCUGAUAGUAUAGCAGAGAAGUUGAAGAGCCUCUUCUGUCUCUUUGCUGGUCACCUGGUAGCAAACAUUGCAGGAAUCCUUGAUGCUAAUAAUGUCAUCAAAACAGACAAGCCUUUCUAUGAUGGCCCUCAUAGAAAAGAGAAGUCAGCCAGUCUCCUGGGUUAUUCUCUUGAUUGUCUUCACAAGUGUUUUCAUUACGAUAAGGGAGACUUUGUGAGCAAAGAGAGAUUUGAGAAACUUAUGCAGCCUCUUGUUGAUCAGAUUGAGAACACCCAAGGAGGAGAUGACAUUUACGAGGACCGCAUCACGAGUCACCUGACACCAUGCAUCGUUCAGUUCAUGGUUGCCGCUAGAGACCCGUCCACCUGGCAACCUCUGAACUAUCAGAUCCUUCUCAAGACUAGAAACUCUUUUCCAAAGGUUCGUUAUGCUGCCCUCACAGUCCUUCAGGCCGUUCAUUCUCAGUUGGGUGAGGACUACCUUUCACUGCUUCCUGAAACUAUUCCAUUCUUGGCUGAACUCAUGGAAGAUGAAUCGGAGGAGGUUGAACAACACUGUCAGGAUGUGGUAUCAGAGCUGGAGAAGACUCUAGGAGAACCACUUCAGAAAUACUUCUAGGAAACCAUCCAACUCCACAGUUCAUCACUUCUUACUGGGUACCAUUUAACGUCACCUAGGGGGGCAGGUCCAAAAGGGGGAGGGGGCAAAACUAUUAUAAUAUAAAGGUUUGUCUUCAAAGCAAGAUAACUUUGAUCUAGGAGAGUCCUUAGCUUGUCUAUGUUCUUCUGCUGUACAGUGACAAUACAGAGUUUUUGCUCAGCGACAUAUUGAAGAAUCAAGAACAUAGAAAAAUGUAUUGUUAAAUACCCAUUAUACUGUAUAUGACAAAGAACAACUCAGAAGUCUUUGUCAAAAAUAGAUUACUUGAAGAGCAGUUUCACCCUACAUUCAGAGCUGAAGGAGUACCAAAGUGUGACAUCACUGCCAUGACAUCAAACCGGCUGGUUCUAAACAGAGUCACAGCUGACGAUCGUCUAUACAUAUUUGUAUUUGCAAAAAUUACCAUCAUUCUGAGUUUGCAAGCGAUGAAAUUCCGUUAACUGCUAUUUUCUCCUAUGAGAAACACGCUCUGUUUUCAUUUGUUUAGAACCAGGCAGGCAUAACACCAUGGCAACUGACGUCAUCCCUUUGGUACUCUAGUAUAGAUGUUUCGUUCAAUCGGAAUCAAGGGCGAAACUGUUGUUUUGGCUCACCAGAAGACUUUUUAGUUGUUCUUUGUCAUGUGAUGGGCAUUUGACAAUACAUAUACUCUGUUCGUGAAUCCUCCAUACAUUGCUGAGUGAUUACUCCCUUUGAAUACAGUGUUCUAGUCAGAUCUCUUCAUUAGAUGUUAAUGAGAGGCAAAUAAGUUUUAACAUUAAAUUCCUACAUCAAAUGUAUUAUCUUGGUUAUAAAAAGAAUGAUUAGAUCCUAUUGAUCUAUAUCUUUAAAUGUGAAUGCAUGUUUGUUUAAAUUAAACAUGUAACUUAAUAAAAAAAAGACCCCCUCUCAA
Lytechinus variegatus (green sea urchin) is the source of this 7663-nucleotide messenger RNA. Its product is annotated as HEAT repeat-containing protein 1-like. Gene Ontology annotation, biological process: maturation of SSU-rRNA from tricistronic rRNA transcript (SSU-rRNA, 5.8S rRNA, LSU-rRNA); positive regulation of transcription by RNA polymerase I. Gene Ontology annotation, molecular function: snoRNA binding. NCBI's taxonomy places the organism in Eukaryota, Metazoa, Echinodermata, Echinoidea, Temnopleuroida, Toxopneustidae. The coding region runs from base 94 to 6729 and encodes 2211 amino acids. The record is from RefSeq and is a predicted model, not a curated record. Gene Ontology annotation, cellular component: t-UTP complex; 90S preribosome; small-subunit processome. The transcript has 45 exons.